Molecule: messenger RNA, 1538 nt
Organism: Mytilus californianus (California mussel)
Lineage: Eukaryota; Metazoa; Mollusca; Bivalvia; Mytilida; Mytilidae
Exons: 3
Coding region: 8-1390 (460 amino acids)
Molecular function (GO): protein binding
Source: RefSeq, a predicted model, not a curated record
CGGAAAGAUGGCGAAACUUUGUAGAUUAGUCAAGCUAAACGACAGUUUCAAUACACAAGUUUUUACUUUUAUGCUACCAAACAAGGUUCUACGAGAAUUUUCGCAGGAUAUUUACGCCAAAGACAUGGUUUAUGGUCACCACAAAUGGACUGUUAGUUUUGUUAAAAGCGAAAAACAUAUUGGUGCGUACAUAAAACUUCAAUCAACAUCGACGGGGAUGGUAAGCAAGCUGGAUUUCUCUUUCACAAUGCUAAACAACGAUCAUUUUACAAAGAACGAGUCUUUCAUGGAGAAAGAAUGUGAAUUUACUUAUGACGAAAACGUAAAAGGCAGAAAAACAUUCGUUCCGCUAGAAGAUAUGGCGAAACGUGGCUUUAUGCAAGGCAACGGGGAAUUCUUAGUUGAACUUGAACUGAGAAAUAUUAUAUCUUCCUUUGAAUGUUACCUCCGAAUUCCAAAAGAAAAUAACUCACGACAUUCUUACGGUCCAAAAAUGGAAACACCUUAUUUUUCAUUUGGUCUCUCUGAUUGGAGUGUUUCGUUAUUCCCAAACGCUUGCACAGUUGAAACUGAAGACAACAUCACAGUGCAGCUAGUGCGACACACAAACUUUGACCAUAUAUGUGAUGUUAAGUAUCAGUUAUCACUUGGAGAUCAAAAUGCUUAUGAAUCUGGUCCAGUUGACCAGUUACUAGACGCAACCGGAAACAGCGAACCAUUUACAGUUGGAGCAUCUCUAAUGAAAUUGUCGCGCGGACGUUCUUCUUUGAAGGUUAGGAUUGAAAUGCAAAACGUUGUGUCCAUUAGUGAAGUUUCUAUAAAUGUUCUUAGUAGAAACCGUAAUCGAGCACACCUUUAUGACAAAGACAAACAAGCAUGGAUGUUAGAAGCUGAUGCCAGUGGCAAAUAUCUGGCUUUCAAGUUGUAUUAUACGGAUAUCAAGCAUGUGCCACGAAAAAACAGUCGGUAUGUAGCUUUCAAUUUGGGAAUAGUCCCAUAUAGCGGGAAUCAGUAUGUCCGGGCUAUCAAUGGACCUUUUGUUAAAUAUUAUGUUCAGGAUGAUCACGAUGACGGAUACUUGAUACAUACAGAUAUUCCGAUAGAAGAGAUAAGCAGUCCAGAUAAUGAUUGGGUGAGCACAGAGGACCAACAUAUUACCGUACACGUGGAAUGGAUUGAUUCACAACUAUUAAUUUACCCAACAUACCAUAGGUUAGAUGACGUGGCAAGAGUUCAUAAACAACAAAUGAUAAGAGAGAUACUCGCUUUACAAUCAGAAAAUUAUGCCUUAGAGAAACAACUCUAUAGUUAUCAACAAUCAAUUGCAAAGACAAAUUCUAAACCACGUUCUCUUAGUGAAGAUAGAGGAAAUUCAUACAGACGACAGUGAACAAAAGACGACAGAAGACUAUAAAAUUACGGACAAUGGAAUGAUGUCUUUGCUUCCAUUUUUAUUUUAUUUUUAUCUAUGUUCAAUUAAAUGAUUAUCUCAAAUUUUACAAUCCAAUAAAAGAACCGGUUGCGGUGAUAGAAAAUUA